UGGCAGAGGUGCCGCCAAACGGAGGUAGAAGUCCAAUUUCACCCAACGCUCGGUAGCCACAGAGUUCAGUUACCGGCCAUCGCAACCAUGGAGAAGCUGCUGCUGUCCCAGCUUCUGUGUCUGCUCCUCAGUCCACUGAUCCCGCUCAUCCACUCCCAAAGGAGCACCCAACUGGACGAGCUGCGGCGACUGGGCUUGGGAAAUGUCGUCAAUGUGCCAUUCUUCAGCGAUGUGCCGCAAAGGAACUAUGACUUCAUUGUAGUUGGAGGCGGAGCAGCUGGCUGUACACUGGCCGCUCGUCUCUCGGAGAAUCCCAACUGGAGUGUGUUCCUCAUCGAGGCCGGUGGCGUGGAGAACAUAGUGCAUCAGGUGCCACUGCUGGCGGCCCAUCUGCAGUCCACGGCCUCCAAUUGGGGCUACAACUCGACGCCACAACGCCAUGCCUGUCGUGGCAUGCCCGACAACAAGUGUGCCCUGCCGCGUGGCAAGGUGCUGGGUGGCACCAGCUCCAUCAACUAUAUGAUCUACAAUCGGGGCAAUCGCAGGGACUUCGAUGCCUGGGCGGCAGCUGGAAACCCAGGCUGGAGUUACGACGACAUCUUACCCUACUUUCUGCGGAGUGAGCAUGCGCAGCUGCAGGGAUUGGAGCAAUCGCCAUAUCACAAUCGCAGUGGUCCCUUGAGUGUGGAGGAUGUGCGUUACCGCUCGCGACUGGCGCAUGCCUACAUUCGAGCUGCCCAGGAGGCGGGUCAUCCGCGAACGGACUACAAUGGUGAAUCGCAACUGGGCGUUUCCUAUGUGCAGGCCACCACACUGAAGGGCAGAAGGCACAGUGCCUUCCGUGCCUACAUAGAACCCAUACGAUCCAGGCGUCGCAAUCUGCACAUCCUAACACUGGCCAGAGUCACCCGUGUCCUGAUAGAUGCAGCCACCAAGUCCGCCUACGGCGUGGAGUUGACCCAUCAGGGCAGAAGCUUCAAGGUGAAAGCCCGCAAGGAGGUCAUACUAUCGGCGGGUGCCUUCAACUCUCCACAGUUGCUGAUGCUCUCGGGGAUUGGGCCAGAGGAUAACCUCAAGGCCAUUGGAGUGCCCCUAAUCAAGGCACUGCCCGUGGGUAAGCGAAUGUUCGAUCACAUGUGCCACUUUGGACCCACCUUUGUGACCAACACCACGGGCCAAACUCUAUUCGCCGCCCAAUUGGGCGCACCGGUGGUCAAGGAGUUUCUACUGGGCCGGGCAGAUACCAUCCUCUCCAGCAUCGGCGGCGUGGAGACGCUCACCUUCAUCAAGGUGCCAUCGGGCAAGAGUCCGGCCAGCCAACCCGAUGUGGAACUCAUCCAGGUGGCCGGCAGCUUGGCCAGCGAUGAUGGCACUGCCCUGGCCAAGGGAGCCAACUUCAAGCCGGAGAUAUACGAGAAAAUGUACAAGGAUCUGACGCUGACGCAGCAGGAUCACUUCAGCUUCCUCAUCAUGCACUUCAAGCCCGCCUCCGUGGGUCGCCUGUGGCUGCACAAUCGCAAUCCCCUCGAGUGGCCACGCAUCGAUCCCAAGUACUUCUCGGCUGCGGCGGAUGUGGAGAACUUACUGGAGGGCAUUAAGGAGGCCAUCCGCAUCUCCCAGAUGCCGGCCAUGCAGGCGGUUGGCACCAGACUCCUGGACAAGCCGGUGCCAGGUUGUGAGAGCUACGAGUUCGCCACGGAUGAUUACUGGCGCUGCUCCAUACGAACCCUAUCCUACACACUGCACCACCAGGUGGCCACCUGUCGCAUGGGCGCCGAGAGUGACCCCACCACCGUGGUCAAUCCUCAGCUGCAGGUGCACGGAAUGAGGAAACUCCGGGUGGUGGACACCAGCAUCAUCCCAUUCCCGCCCACCGCCCACACGAAUGCAGCGGCCUUCAUGAUUGGGGAGAAGGCGGCGGAUAUGAUACGAUCCGAAUGGAGUUGAUUAACGGCAGAUGACGAUCAUCAACAGAAACAUCGGCGAUUUAUGUAAAGGGGUUAAUAAAAUGCGAGAGGAAAGUUUGAAAGAAAGCCAACGGGUCAAAACGGCGCACGUUAAAAGCAUUUGACAAUUCUAUAAUAAUUUAAAUGAUUUUUGGGUUUCAUACAUAAGUAAUC
Molecule: messenger RNA, 2120 nt
Organism: Drosophila santomea
Lineage: Eukaryota; Metazoa; Arthropoda; Insecta; Diptera; Drosophilidae
Product: glucose dehydrogenase [FAD, quinone]
Exons: 2
Coding region: 88-1947 (619 amino acids)
Molecular function (GO): flavin adenine dinucleotide binding; oxidoreductase activity, acting on CH-OH group of donors
Source: RefSeq, a predicted model, not a curated record